AUGGCUUCACCAGCGGACGUGACUAUCGGAAAUUUAGCGGGAAGAUGGGUUCUGGACAGACAACUGUCAGACAACCUGGAAGAAGCGCUGACGAUUCAGGGCGUCCCUUUCCUUAUCCGUAAAAUCAUGCUUGUGGCAAGUGUUACGGAGACAGUACAGGAAACCGCAAAUGAGGACGGGAUCAAGGGUUUGCUAGUCACCAAGGCUGCUGCCGGCCUCAAAGGACAAGCUGACGCUUUUGAUGGAACUGGCAAAGAGAUCGUCAUGGGUGGCGGUUAUUUUGGUACUGAGGUACGAGUACGCUCCUGGUGGGUUGAUUUAUCGUCUGAUUCGAAGCCCAAAAAUCCGGCGGGGGAGCCACUGGAUCCAUAUCUGCUCAAAGAUUGGCUCACGGAAGGGCCAAAGGGCGUUCCAGGCCACUUUGCCGGCAGUGGUGAAAAGGCUGGUAUUAGGGAUAAUAUGUUCUGGGGAUUUUGCCAAAUCGGUGGGAAGCGAUAUCGCGCCGUCAAGUAUUAUAUUCGCAAGGGAGACCAGGAGGUUAGAGCUAGGUUGGUCUUUGGCUGGCUCGGUAGAGAAUAG
Trichoderma asperellum CBS 433.97 is the source of this 579-nucleotide messenger RNA. RefSeq lists its product as uncharacterized. NCBI's taxonomy places the organism in Eukaryota, Fungi, Ascomycota, Sordariomycetes, Hypocreales, Hypocreaceae. The record is from RefSeq and is a predicted model, not a curated record.